AUGAAGAGGCCCAGCUCAUCCCCGUUCCCAAAUGCAUCAGGCAAAGCAGCUCGUAGAAGGAUGGAACCUGUUGCUCAAUACUCACAGAAUAACGUGAUGCCAAUGCCAUACCAUCCAAUCCAUGGAGCCUCUUCACCAGAAGCAGCUGUGAAGGUGUUUUGGGAUAACCAAAGGGCUGAGCUACAGAACUUGUCAGGGUUCAAUCUACAACAUAGUUUUUUGCUAUGUAGGGUCAAAAGGGUUUUGAAAGCCCAACCUGAAGUCAGGUGUUGUGAUUUCUUCGAGGCCGUUAAGAAAUCACAAACUUAUGGUUUCUUGAUCGAUCGUGUUCCUUUUGGACCGCACUGUACCAUCCAUCAGGGUGUGCCAGGACAUGCAGAGCCUGAACAAGUGUUGCCUCCUGCUCAAAUUAUAUUGCCUGACUUGAAUGUUCCGAUCGAAAUGAACCAGGUUAAGCAGGAGAAUCUGAUUGCGGAGCGCUUUAACAAUCAUAAAGGGUUUGACUUUGAUCUCAACACUAUCUACAGUGAGCAUGAUUCUGAUGGAAGUUGCUGA
Messenger RNA from Microthlaspi erraticum, 555 nucleotides. NCBI's taxonomy places the organism in Eukaryota, Viridiplantae, Streptophyta, Magnoliopsida, Brassicales, Brassicaceae. The record is from the annotation of a GenBank genome assembly.